Messenger RNA from Girardinichthys multiradiatus, 1547 nucleotides. Its product is annotated as gastrula zinc finger protein XlCGF8.2DB-like. The record is from RefSeq and is a predicted model, not a curated record. Gene Ontology annotation, biological process: regulation of transcription by RNA polymerase II. NCBI's taxonomy places the organism in Eukaryota, Metazoa, Chordata, Actinopteri, Cyprinodontiformes, Goodeidae. The transcript has 2 exons. The coding region runs from base 209 to 1243 and encodes 344 amino acids. Gene Ontology annotation, molecular function: RNA polymerase II cis-regulatory region sequence-specific DNA binding; DNA-binding transcription factor activity.
UCAAGACCAAAUUAAAGGCAGAGCGCUUCCAGAAGACAUCGAUGGAGGACAAGAAUCCAUCAGGAUACAAGAUCAUGGAGAUGGUUCCAUUUCCUCAGAAAUUGACACUGAGAAGGAUGAAAAGGCCGAUGAUGGAAACAUUGACAAACCUUUUAGCUUCCCUGAGUUUGCUGAACAAUUUGUUCACCGUGGCUUUCUUCAGAAAGACAUGAAAAAUUCAGAAAUAGGAUCUUUAAGCUCACUGGAUAGGAAGAACUGUUUCACUGAGAAGAAAAAUGUGGAAUCGCCAAAGAAAGUCCAGACAGGAGUGAAGUUUAGCUGUGAAGACUGUGGUAAAACCUUUAUUGGAAAAGGACCUUUAAACAAACACAUGAGAAUCCACACUGGACAGAAACCCUUCUGUUGUGAUGUAUGUGGACACAGAUUUACUGAAAAAGGACAUUUAAACAGACACAUGAGAAUCCACACUGGUCAGAAACCUUUCUGUUGUGAUCUAUGUGGAAAAAGAUUUACCCAAAAAGUAUAUUUAAACAGACACAUGAGAAUCCACACUGGUCAGAAACUGUUUUGUUGUGAUCUAUGUGGAAAAAGAUUUAACCAAAAAGGAAGUUUAAACAAACACAUGAGAAUCCACACUGGACAGAAACCUUUCUCUUGUGAUCUAUGUGGACAAAGAUUUAGCCUAAAAGGAGGUUUAAACACACACAUGAGCAUCCACACUGGACAGAAACCUUUCUGUUGUGAUCUAUGUGGACACAGAUUUACUGAAAAAGGACAUUUAAACAAACACAUGAGAAUCCACACUGGACAGAAACCUUUCUGUUGUGAUCUAUGUGGAAAAAGAUUUAGCCAAAGAGGAAGUUUAAACACACACAUGAGAAUCCACACUGGACAGAAACCUUUCUGUUGUGAUCUAUGUGGACAAAGAUUUAGCCAAAAAGGAAGUUUAUUGAAACACAUGAGAGUCCACACUGGACAGAAACCUUUCUGUUGUGAUCUAUGUGGACAAAGAUUUAGCCAAAAAGGACAUUUAAACACACACAUGAGCAUCCACACUGGACAAAAACCUUUCUGUUGUGAUCUAUGUGGACAUAGAUUUACUGAAAAAGGAGGUUUAAACAAACACAUGAGAAUCCACACUGGUCAGAAACCUUUCUGUUGUGAUCUAUGUGGACGAAGAUUUAACCAAAAAGGACAUUUAAACAAACACAUGAGAAUCCACACUAGAGAGGAAAAUGACUAAGGUUUGAAGGCUCAAACAGAUCACGGUCGCUGUAAAAUUUGUGAUGUGAAGUGCAAGGCCAGUGGACAAUUUGCACAAUUUUGGUCAGCCUCAGAUAUUUGGCUACAACUCCUGCAUUCAGCACCGUUAACACGCCUGCUAAUGGAUGCAAUUUAUGCGUUAAAUUUGUGCCUCAUUAAGAAACUAAAACGCCGUAGUUAAUUGUUUUCAUAUUGAAGAAAUGUUUGAAAUAUCUGAGAUGUUACAAUACAAACGGCUGGAUGUUGUUUUGAUAUAUUCAAUAAAGUUUAUAUAUAUCACACUA